CAAUGUAACAUAAAAAGAAAUUGGAGAUGCAUUUGAAUAGCUUAAAGGUGCAGGAUGAAAGAUCGUGUUUUUCUAAAGUUCCUGGUUCACAAAAUCUUAUAAAAUGGUUCUGAUUGAAUUAGGACCGGUUAGCCCGUAGCCCACAACAUCAUUUUUUCUUUGCGACUUGAACUAUUCCCAUCUUCUGAACAAACACUUGCAAGCUGUACAUUAAGAUAGAGUCGACGGCAGACGGCAGCAAAGAGACGACGGCGCACGGUGGGCGACAGCACAAAGUGGAUUCAACGGCUUGAUGGCAGCGGUGGUACAGUUGGCGAAGAAGAAUCAAGGCCAACAUCAAUCUUUCAGCUUAUUCUAUAUUCGUCUCUGAUAACACUGAAAUUUUGAGGAAGUGGUUCUCUGGGCUGAGUAAAGAAAUUGCUAUUUGAUGUAUAUAACAACUCUACUGGUCCCUUUUUCUCAAGGAACUUUCUGUCUCCUUUGUUGAACCUCCCAAGUGUAUUUUAGAUACUUCUGACCCUUCUAGACAUGGAGGCACCUGGCUUCCCGGUUCUGUCCUCAACAUUGCUGAUUGCUGUUUGCAACCCAGUUCUCAUCCCUACAAACCAGAUGACAGUUUAGCCAUCGUUUGGAGAGAUGAAGCUUUUCAUGAUUCCGAGAUUAACCGUAUCACGCUUAAACAACUCCGACAACAAGUAAUGAUGGUAGCUAAAGCAAUAGUUGCCACAUUCUCAAAGGGAGAUGCAAUAGCAAUUGACAUGAAAAUGACAGCAAAUGCCGUAAUCAUCUAUUUAGCCAUUGUCCUAGCAUGAUGCACUGUAGUCUCUGAUAGUUUUGCACCAAAAGAGAUUGCAACUUGCCUUCGUGUUUCCAAAGCAAAGGGUAUCUUCACACAGCAUUAAGGUUUUUUCAGUGGGUUCUCUUGUUGGGUUGGUGAUUCUUCUCCCUAUCAAUUAUGGUGUCCAAGAGGUUCAAAUGGGAGUUACUUUUCAAUGGAUUCUAUCACAAUAUCUAAUGUUAAAAUAGGUUCAAAUAGUUCAAGGGACAACAGUGAUAUUGUGAAGACAGUGGAGAGACAUAAAGCGGUGAUGGAAGAAUCUGAAAAAAAAGAAAAAAAAGAAGAAAAAGGAGAACAAGUUGUCUGGAGUUGGGGUGCUGGAACCGAGGGUCAGUUAGGAACAAAGAUUGUUAAGGAUGAGCUCUUCCCUCAACUCCUUCGCCAACCCUCUCUCUCUUCAAUCUCUUCCCUUGCAUGUGGCGGGGCUCAUGUCAUAGCCUUGACCUUUGCUGGGAAGGUAUUUUCAUGGGGUAGGGGCAAUUCUGGGCAACUAGGCCAUGGGGAGGUUGUGAAUAAGGCUUUGUUUCCCAAGGUUGUAACGUCAUUGGAUGGCUACUUCAUAACCAAUGUCGCUGCUGGGUGGAGCCACUCGGGUUUUGUUUCAGAUUCUGGGUGUGUCUUCACUUGUGGGGAUGGGACGUUUGGUCAACUGGGACAUGGAGAUUAUGCCUCACACUGUUCUCCUGUCAAAUUGACAUGUUUUGGUGAUCAGCGUGUAGCGCAGGUUGCAUGUGGAAUGCGUCAUUCCCUGGUCUUAUUGAAAGAUUGUAUAGGAAAUCAAGUUUAUGGAUUUGGCUCUGGGAAGCGUGGUCAGCUGGGUGUCAGCAACGAUAAGGUCAAAUCUGUUAAUGUUCCUAGAACUGUUACUGGCUUUGAAAGUGUUGAAAUCAUUGGAAUUGCUGCAAAUGGAGAUCAUAGUGCUGCAGUAUCUGUAUCUUUAGUUGAUGGGCACGUUUAUACUUGGGGAAGAGGCUUCAAGGGCUUUGAAGAUGCUCACCUUCCUCGUUGCUUAAAUUCUUCUUUUAAUUUUAUCAAAGUUGCUCUGGGAUGGAACCAUGCUUUAGCAAUGACCGGUGAGGGAGAGGUUUAUAUGCUAGGUGGAAACCACCAUGGAGUGCUUAGUGAUCUUCAGAACAUAAGCCCCCCAGCCAAGCAUAAACCUGUAGAUUUAAGAGAAGUCAAUUUGGAGAAAGUCCCUGGCCUUGAUGGGAUGAAGAUUACUGAUAUUGCUACCGGAGCCGAGCAUUCUGUCAUUGUCACAGAUAAUGGAGAAAUAAGAACAUGGGGUUGGGGUGAGCACGGCCAACUUGGUUUAGGAGAUACUUGCGAUCAAAUCAGUCCUGUUACAGUAAAUGUAGGUUAUGAUCUGAAUGAAACUGAAUCAAUUAAAGUUUUCUGUGGAAGCGGGUUCACAUUUGCUGUAACUAUGCCCUAUAUUCUCCUCACUUAAAGUUUACAUUUACAAUCGCUUUGGCCUUGUUCUGAACUUCCGAUGAGAGUGAUAGAAAUGGUACAUUCCGAGAAUGUCCCCUCACAAAUUUGAGAACCUUGAAGGAGAGUGACUAUGGGUGAUCGUCUUCUCAAUCACAAAAUAAUAUAUAUAUGUUCCAAGUUUUUCCAAUUUAUGGACUUUGCUGAAACUCAUUUUUAGUCCAUUUAAUGCCUGUCAUUCUCCCAACAGAAAGUGAAAGGAGUUUCUUAUUAUAUAUUCGAAUUGACUGGGACUUUGGAAUGUCA
This is a messenger RNA of Vigna radiata var. radiata (mung bean), 2575 nucleotides long. Its product is annotated as ultraviolet-B receptor UVR8. Lineage: Eukaryota; Viridiplantae; Streptophyta; Magnoliopsida; Fabales; Fabaceae. Bases 993 to 2288 code for a protein of 431 amino acids. The record is from RefSeq and is a predicted model, not a curated record. The transcript has 13 exons.